Messenger RNA from Callorhinchus milii (elephant shark), 4552 nucleotides. RefSeq names its product dermatan sulfate epimerase like. Gene Ontology annotation, molecular function: chondroitin-glucuronate 5-epimerase activity; sulfotransferase activity. The record is from RefSeq and is a predicted model, not a curated record. Lineage: Eukaryota; Metazoa; Chordata; Chondrichthyes; Chimaeriformes; Callorhinchidae.
UACACUCCCACCCACUGACACACUCACUACAUUCUCAGCCACUGACACACUCAUUUUUGCGUCCAAACGUUAAGAGGAGAGAGAGAAAAAUGAAGACACUUGUUUUUGCCUCCAAAAUAAGAGAAGAAAGAAAAAGUUAAGAAAUAAGCGAGAAGAGAAGCAAAACCUUGUUUUUCCUCCAAAAGUCAAAAGAAGGAAAGAAGGAAAGAAAGAAAGAAAGAAAGAAAGAAGGAAAGAAGGAAAGAAAGAAACAAAGUUAAGAAAUGUAAGUACAGUAAAGUAACAUGGCGCAGAGGAAUAUAUUGAUACCCAUCUUGUUGCUGUUGGUGAGAGGAUGGGCUGAGGAGGACAGUGACCAUGGUGUUGGCGUCCAUCACCACCACCACCACCAACCAGGUGGCGACCUUUACCACCAACAGGGUGACGUUUAUUGGGAGCGAAGCGGCUUCUCGGAGGAUCAGCAGCAGCAGAGCGGUUCCCCGCGGGCCGAGCCCCCUCACCCCCUCCUCUACUUCCCCCCGGGGGAGGUGGGCAGCCUGAGGCAGAAGGCGCGGGGCAGCCACUCCCAUCUCAGCAAGGCCCUGAGGAGCGCAGCCAGGGACAUGGUGGCCAAACCCACCCUCUACCUGCCCCCGGACGACCCGCAGCUCUUCGCCGCCAAGUGGAACGAGGUUUACGGCAACAACCUUGGCGCCCUGGCGCUGCACUGCCUGCUGAGCCCUGAGGACAAUGCGGCCUGGCGCCUGGCCCUGCAGUACAUGGACAAGAUGGCUGCCUACCCGCGAUGGCAGGUCCGCGACGCGCCCAACGAUGAGGUGCCCGUGGCUCACUCGCUCACUGGUUUUGCCACCGCUUUCGACUUCCUCUACCCUUGGCUGGAUGAGGCCAGGCGGGCCAGCUACCUGGAGAAGAUCCGCUCAGUCACCAUGGAGCUGUACGGCUUCUCCAAGUACAGGGCGUGGGGCAAGCACUUCCUGCACAACCAUCAGACCACCAACACCUUGGCUUUGCUGGUGGGAGCUCUAGUCCUGGCUCCUCACCACCCCCAGAGCUCACUGCUCUGCAAGCAAGUGGCUAUCGACGUGAUGGAGAAGACCCUCUUCUUGCUGGACCAUGUGGUGGACGGUUCCCUGGAUGAAGGGGUGGCUUAUGGCAGCUACACUUCCAAGUCCAUCACCCAAUACGUCUUCCUAGCCCUCAGGCACUUCCACUUGAACCACACUGCAAGCCCCUGGCUCAAGCAACACUUUUGGUUUUACUAUGCCACAGUCCUGCCAGGGUUUCAGAGAAGCGUGGGCAUCGCAGACUCCAACUACAACUGGUUUUAUGGGCCAGAGAGCCAGCUGGUUUUCCUAGACAGAUACGUGCUCAGGAAUGGCAACGGCAACUGGCUGGCCAAGCAGAUCAGGAAGCACAGGCCUAAAGAUGGUCCAAUGGAGCCCUCCAGUGCCCAGAGGUGGUGCACCCUCCACACCGAGUACAUCUGGUACGACCCCCAGCUGACCCCACAGCCCCCCACCGGCUACGGCACCCCACAGCUGCACGUCUUCCCCAACUGGGGGGUGGCCACCUACGGGGGCGGACUGCCCAACACCCCAGACAACACCUUUGUGUCCUUCAAGUCAGGGAAGCUGGGCGGGCGAGCCGUGUACGACAUCGUCCACUCCGCCACUUACUCCUGGAUCGACGGCUGGAGGAACUUCAACCCAGGGCACGAGCACCCGGAUCAGAACUCAUUCACCUUCGCUCCCAAUGGGCAGGUGUUUGUGUCUGAGGCUCUGUACGGCCCCAAGUACAGCUACCUCAACAACGUGCUGGUGUUUGCCCCCUCUCCUACCAGCCAAUGCAACCAGCCCUGGGAGGGGCAGCUGGGUGAGUGCGGGCAGUGGCUGCGGUGGACGGCUGGGGAGGCUGGGGACUCGGCAGGGGAGCUGGUGUCCGCCUCGCAGCUUGGCCAAAUGAUGUUCGUCAGUGGUGAGGCCUCCUCGUCCUACUCCUCUGCUCUGCGACUAAAAAGCGUUUACCGCGCUCUGGUCCUCCUGAACCCCCAGACGCUGCUGGUCAUUGAUCAUGUGGAGCGGAGCCAGGGCUCGCCCGCCCAGCUGGUCAGUGCCUUUUUCCACAACCUCGACAUCGACUUCAAGUACGUGCCUUACGGAGGAGGAGGGGAGAAGGGGGGUGCAAGUGGCGGCCGGUUGAGAGGCGCCAUGAUGGACGUGUGGGAUGCGCAGUACAAGAUGUUCUGGCUCGAUCAACGGGGCAACAGCCCGGCCGCCAGCAUCCAAGAAGCCGAGCAGGCAGCUGAGUUCAAGAAGAGAUGGACCCAGUUUGUCAACGUGACCUUCCCCCUGGCUGGACCCCUGACCCGCGUGGCCUAUGUCUUCCACGGACCCCGGGUCAAGGUCACCAACCUGCGCUUCGUGGACGACAGCGAGCACGGGGUCCGGGUAGCGCUGACCGUCAAUGACACAAAGACAGUGGUGUGGGUGGCCACACAGCACAGUGACCCAGCCGCCCGGUUCACCUACUUGGGCUUCGGCGGAUACGCCAAGGUGGAGGAGGCGGGCGGGGUGACCACCCGAUUUGGCCUGGGGGUGGGGACGGGGAAGGACGAGCCAGCCAGAGGGCAGCGGGUCUUCUUCCGUUUCGGUUGGACUGCCAAGGCCUUGUUGGGGGUGGCGGCCUGCGCGGGCCUGGGGUUGCUGGCCGCCCGCUGGAGGCUUCGCGUGUCCUCCGGGAAGCUGCUGCACCUGGCCCUCCUCCUGCUCAUCGCCCUGUGGUUUGUGGAGCUGGCAGUCGUGUGGAGCAGCUGCUCCCCCCGGCCCCUGUGCGGCGUCAACUGGGAACCCGAGCAACCCCAGCCCCAGCCCGAGGCCCAGCCCGGACAGUGGGACGAACGUUUGGCUGCCUUCUCGCCCCUGGUGAUCACCUCGCUCCCGGGCUCCGGGGCAGAGAUCCUGACCCAACUCUUCACCAACAGCACAGACUUUGUCUACAUGCGAGUUCCCACCGAGCACUUGGACAUGCCCGAGGUGGAGUUCGACUUCGACUCCUUUGUGGACGCCUGCGAGUGGCGUCUCUCAGAGGCUCAGGAGGGGAGGUACCGGCUGAUCCAGGGCUGGCUGCAGUCCCUGCUGCACAACACCAAGCUCCACCUGCAGGACAUCCAGCUGCACGAGGUUGGCAGAGGGGGCUUUGGGGCAUUAGGGCCCGGGGGCGACAGGAAGUGGAAGCCCAGGCGGAAGAAGCCCCCAGUCCCGGGUCUGGGCCAUGAGUCCGCAGCCGGGGGUGCGGAGAGGGACGCAGAGAACAUCAGGGAACUGAGGAGACAUCUGGCCAAGUACCCCAAUGCGCGGGUGGUGCUUAGCUUAAGCAGCGGGAGCUGGACCCUGAAGCUGCCUUUUGUGCAGGGGGUGGUGGGGCCUCUGAUGAAGGCCUUGUACGUGGUGAGAGACCCCAGAGCCUGGAUCUACUCAUUAUUGUACAGCAGCAAGCCUAGUCUGUAUGCGCUGAGGAACAUCCCCCAGCACCUGGCCUUGCUGUUCCAGCAAGGGAGCGAGCAGGAGCGAUGUGACAAGGACUCAGGCUAUGCCUCAGAGUACGAGGAGCUGCGGAGGGAGUUGACGUCACCUGGCAAGACAGCGGUGUCCCUCCUGGCUCACCUGUGGCUGGCCAACACAAGAGCCAGCCUCAGGAUAAACCGUAAGUUGCCCCCUGCCAGUCUUCACAUGCUGAAGUUCGAAGACCUGGUGCACUUCCCACAAGAUACGGCGGAGAAGAUCUAUGCCUUCCUGGGCUUCCCUCUGCCACCCGCGGUCCUUAACAAGGUGCUGUUUGCCACCACCACCAAUCUCUACCACCUGCCCUUCGAGGGGGAGGUGUCGCCCGUCAGCAUUAACAGCUGGAGGGAGAAAAUGUCUCGCAAAGACAUCCACACGAUUGAGGAGAUUUGCUGGCCGGCGAUGAAUCUCUUAGACUACUCCAGGCUCGCGGGCUGAAAGCCACCGGCCGGUGGGUCAGGGUUAGAAGCGCCAACGGAAUUGAAUUUACUUUUGCGGCGUAAAAAUUGGAACGGUUUUGUGUGGGGGUGGGGGAGGAGGGGGGAAAGAAGGAGGGAAUGGGACCCAAGAGCCCGAAAUGGAGGCGUUAUCAUUCAAAACAGUCCUAGAUCGGGAUGAAGAACCUUGGUGAAUCGUUGGUCCCAUUGGGUUUAAAAUAAUUGCCGUUGAAAUCCUCGGAGGAGAAAAGCUUUGUGUAAAAAGAGUGAAAUGUAGGCCAACCUCGUGGUUGCGUGUGAAAGGUGUGCUGUGGGAUUCGUUCUUCACAUGCAGGGAGGCAAUGGAGUAUGGCAUCUUGCAAGUUUGAGGAGGCCCACACUGGGAGUCAAGUCAGCCUUGCGAUAUGUGUGUGUGUGUGUGCGUGUCUCCCUGUCCCCCUCUCUUGGUGGAUGUUCAACAGUGGGACCAUAGAGCGAGAAUUGGCUCCAGCUACUGCUUAUCAACACUGUUGUUAAUUAUCACUUCCACCCACCCACCCUGAGGAUUACUGGUGU